UCAUCAUUCAUGGGAAAACAGUCACACGUAGCUUGUCCGGGGAGGUUGAGCUUAUUUCAAUGCACGUAGCUUGUCCGCUACCCGUUUCUCAUGUUGACCACAUCUCAGUGGCGACAUUAUGGUUAUUCUUGGUGCUGACGGUCGCCAAUCACUCCGAAUGGCAGUCACUUUCUUAUUGAAGACUAGCAUCAUUUUAGUAUUUCUAAGCGAAAGGACAGAGGCCACUAGGCUGUACACCGAGGAAGACCCAGUGGUGAUUCUGACCAGUUCUACACUAAAACAGAGCGUCCACAACUCGUCCACUGCCUGGCUAGUCCAGUUUUAUUCGUCAUGGUGCGGACACUGUAUCCAAUACUCGCCCACAUGGAAAGCACUGGCUGGGGACGUGAAAGCCUGGGAGCUGGCCGUCAGGAUUGGUGUUCUGGACUGCGCUCACGAAGACAACUUUGACGUCUGCAAGGAGUUUGGCAUCCACUUCUACCCCACCUUCAGAUACUUCAAAGCACACAGCCUCACGCAGGACUUUGGAAAGACCUACAGAGGGGCUGACCGGGAGCUGCAGACGGUACGUCAUCUGAUGGUGAACGUCCUCCAGAACCACACUAAGCUGGUCCGCCCGGACCGCUGCCCUCCUCUGGACCCAGUCAGUUCGGCGGACAUCUUGCCUCUGCUGGGUCAGAAGUCAGACCGGUACACAGCCGUCAUUGUAGAGGACCAGGACUCCUAUGUUGGAAGAGAGGUGAUUCUGGACCUGAUGCCGUACCAGGGUGUGACUGUGCUAAGAGCGCUGAGCUCAGACACUAAGCUGGUGGAGAGGCUGAGUCUGGACUCUUUCCCCUCCGCCUACCUCCUCCACCCUAACGGCACACACACCCUUCUGGAUGUACGGAAGAGGCUGCGGUUCUUCUUCUCCUCGUUCCUGAGGUUGCUGCCGGGAGUCCUGAGGCAGAGCAGCACCCUCCAGGGCCAGGGCCUGGUACUGCAGGGGGCUGGAGGCCAGGACACAGACCAGAAAUGGAGAGACUUUGACAACUCCAAGGUGUACAUGGCCGACCUGGAGUCAGGCCUCCACUACCUGCUGAGGGUGGAGCUAGCUACCCACCACACCUUGGAGGGGGAGGAGCUAAGCACCUUCAAAGACUUUGUCACUGUGGUCGCCAAGCUGUUUCCCGGGCGACAGUGUGUGGUGAAGCUGCUCGAGACAUUGCUGGAGUGGCUGGUCAGUCUGCCUCUGGAGAAAAUCCCCUACGACGCCAUCCUGGACCUGGUCAACAACAAGAUGAGGAUCUCGGGGCUGUUCCUGGGGGAGCAGCUGCAGUGGGUGGGCUGCCAGGGCAGCCGGGUGGGGUUGCGAGGUUACCCCUGCUCCCUCUGGACUCUGUUCCAUGUUCUCACCGUGCAGGCAGCCUCACGGCCCGACGGCCUCGCCAACACUGGCCUGGAGGAGAACCCCAGAGCGGUGCUUCAGACCAUGAGGAGGUACAUCGUCCGGUUCUUCGGCUGCCAGGAGUGCGGCCAGCACUUUGACCACAUGGCUAAGGAGUCACUGGACCAGGUGCAGACUGGAGACCAGGCUGUGCUGUGGCUCUGGAGCAAGCACAACCUGGUGAACAACAGACUGGCAGGGUCGAUGAGUGAAGACCCCCAGUUCCCCAAGAGCCCGUGGCCCAGCCCCGCCCUGUGCCCAUCCUGCCACGAGGAGCGCAGCGGCCUGCACGUCUGGAGCGAGGAGCAGGUCCUAGCCUUCCUCAAACGCCACUACGGCCCCGACAACAUCUCCCCCCAGUACACCAUCAGCGCCCAGCGUCCCCGAGAACCCCACCCUGACCCCCACCCUGACCCCCAUCCCGACCCCGCCCAGGACGCCGACCAACCCCCCAAGCUGGUCCUGGAGAAGGGGGAGGCCCACCAGGAGAAGACCCCUGCCCCGCAGGCCUCCUUAUCGCAGGCCCGGGGUGGGGGAGGUGGAGGUGGGGCUGGGGUGGAGCGGGCGGAGGCAGGGUCCGGGGGGGGGGGGAUCCUCAGCCUGGGCUUCUCCAGCGUAGACAUGAGUCUGUGCGUGCUGCUCUACGCCUGCUCCUGUGUCUUCCUCAUGCUCAUGUUCUUCUUCUUCCGCGUGCGCUCCAAACGCUGGAAGGUGCGCUACAACCGUCCCCACGUGUAGCAGCGCCCCCUCCCACUCCCCUGUGGACAUUGAGGUGGAGAGGAGGCUGCUCAGUGUGGUGGAGCCAGAAGGGCUGCUUAGUGUGGUGGACCCAGAAGGGCUGCUUAGUGUGGUGGACCCAGAAGGGCUGCUUAGUGUGGUGGACCCAGAAGGGGGCUGCUCAGUGUGGUGGAGCCAGAAGGGCUGCUCAGUGUGGUGGACCCAGAAGGGCUGCUUAGUGUCUGGUCUGCUGGAGCCAGCUGACCUGACCUGAGCCAUCUGACCUGAGCCAGCUGACCUGAGCCAGCUGACCUGAGCCAGCUGA
Messenger RNA from Hypomesus transpacificus, 2468 nucleotides. It is a transcript of the gene qsox2, whose product is annotated as quiescin Q6 sulfhydryl oxidase 2. Lineage: Eukaryota; Metazoa; Chordata; Actinopteri; Osmeriformes; Osmeridae. Gene Ontology annotation, cellular component: Golgi membrane. The transcript has 12 exons. Gene Ontology annotation, molecular function: protein disulfide isomerase activity; flavin-dependent sulfhydryl oxidase activity. The coding region runs from base 119 to 2164 and encodes 681 amino acids. The record is from RefSeq and is a predicted model, not a curated record. Gene Ontology annotation, biological process: protein folding.